This is a messenger RNA of Candoia aspera, 3307 nucleotides long. It is a transcript of the gene GLE1, whose product is annotated as GLE1 RNA export mediator. Bases 41 to 2146 code for a protein of 701 amino acids. The record is from RefSeq and is a predicted model, not a curated record. NCBI's taxonomy places the organism in Eukaryota, Metazoa, Chordata, Lepidosauria, Squamata, Candoiidae. Gene Ontology annotation, cellular component: cytoplasm; nuclear pore cytoplasmic filaments; nuclear pore. The transcript is spliced from 16 exons. Gene Ontology annotation, molecular function: translation initiation factor binding; inositol hexakisphosphate binding; phospholipid binding. Gene Ontology annotation, biological process: poly(A)+ mRNA export from nucleus.
UUGCGCGGGGCAGCUCUUGGCGGCAGCGGCUCCCGGCGCGAUGCCGGCGGAGCGCCUUCGCAUGGAGACCGUGGAGGCCCUGCGCAACACCCGCAAAGGGCGGCUGCGCUACUGCCGCGGCCGGAGCCCGCUCGGGGAGGGCAUUCUGGAAGAGGAUAAAACGCCUCCGAAGUUGUCUCCCUACACAAGCUGGGUGCUUGAAAAAAUCACCUCCCCUUCUCCAAAGUCAGAUUCUUCUCUCUUGGCAAACUCCACUCCUGAAGGGGCAACGCUUUCCCACGGUUUAUCCUUGAAGAUCGGUGCCUCUCCUGCCAAUCAGCUGACCUCCACUCCCUCAGCCCCAGCUGAUGUCCAGGCCAAGGAGACAUGGAGAACCACGGCGAGCAGCCAGGAACCCUUCCUUCCGGCCCCCCUAUCAAAAAGCACAGGAGUGGAAGGCCUCAUACGCUUGCACGAGGAAAUCCAGAAGUUGAAAGGGAAGGAACAUCUGAAGCAACGCUUGGAGCAGCAGGAGCAGGUGGUGAAGGCCGCCUCCGAGGAGGCGAGCGAGCUGCUGAAGCGUUUCGAUGAGCUGAAGGAGCUGAAGCAGCAUCAGGAGUACCAGCAUCUUCAGCAAGAGAUGGAGAAGAGCUCCAGAGAAGCUCAGGGGCAGCAGGAGAAGCUGAAGGAGGAACACCGGCGCAGAGCUAAACUCCUAAGCCGGAAGCUGCGUGAGGCUGAGCAGGAGCGGCAGCGGCAGGAAGAGCUGGAACGCCAACGGCGGGAGGAGAGCCAGGAGCGGCUGCACCGCCUCUACGCCAUCCAGGAGGAGGUUUUGCAGAUCAACCAGCAGAUUGGCCUCAGUUCUAGGCAUAAAGCGUUGCCCACCAUUGACCUCUCGCUGUACAGCAACCGUGGCAAUCAGAUCUGUGGGGAAGUGUCCGCCUUAGCCCGCAUGGCCAGUGAGGCUUUCCCCACCGAGGGAGAUGUGGCUUCCGCCGAUCGCGAACUGCUAGAAAUGCACCAGCUGCUUUCAGACAUGCAGCGGGUAAUUGCUCUUGCCGUGGAAGAAAAGAAGCAGCACGAGGAGGAGGCGGCCUUGGCUGCAAUUGCCGCAGCCAAGGCCAAAGAAACGGAGGAACUGCAGAAACGGGAGCUGGCAAAAUCCCAGGUUUCAGACCAUGGAAAGCUCGUUGGAGGGCUCCAGGUAAAGGCAGACAGGUCGACCAUGCAGUGGUACCAGGAGCUGCAGAAAGAAUCUGAACAGUGUGUUGCUUCCUUCAGUCGCUUGGCCAACAGCAAAAACGCUCAGGAGAAAAAAAUCAAAAUGGAAUUACAGAAAGCUGCCACCAUCCCUGUUAGCCAGAUUUCUACUAUAGCAGGUUCCCAACUGAGAGAGAUAUUUGAAAAGAUUAAUAGCCUCCUUUCAGGAAAAUUUGUGCACUGCGGAGGCCACAAAGUAUCUGUCACUCAGCAUCGUGAAGGCCUGGAGUUCGUUUAUUUCAAGCUGGCAGAAAAGUUUGUGAAACAAGGCGAGGAAGAAGUGGCCUCUCACCACGAAGCCGCAUUCCCCAUUGCUGUGGUGGCGUCUGGCAUCUGGGAGCUGCACCCCAGGGUGGGCACCCUCAUCUUGGCUCAGUUGCACAAAAAGUGUCCUUACGCGGUUCCCUUCUACCCUGCGCUGAAGGAAGGAACUUCCCUGGAAGCGUAUCAGAGGACACUUGGCUACCAAGUGAAAGAUGAAAAAGUAGAGCCACAGGAUAACUUUCUGAAACGGAUGUCGGGAAUGAUCCGGCUCUACGCUGCCAUCAUCCAGCUUCAGUGGCCUUACCGAGAUAAGCAAGGGGCUCACCCGCACGGAUUAAACCACGCCUGGCGCUGGCUGGCGCAGAUGUUGAACAUGGAGCCUCUGGCAGAUGUGACAGCAACAGUUCUGUUUGACUUCCUGGAGGUCUGUGGGAACGCUCUCAUGAAGCAGUAUCAGGUGCAGUUUUGGAAGGUGCUUCUCCUUAUCCGGGAAGAGUAUUUUCCCAGGAUUGAAGUCAUUACGAGCGUUGGGGAAAUGGGUUCGCUCACAAGAUUCAAGCAGUUUUUGGAGGAAUGCUUACAACAGAAAGACGUUCCUCUGCCAAAAGGAUUUUUACCACCAUCCUUUUGGAGAUCAUGAUCAGAUUCCUUGCACUUUUAUGGAAGGUGGAAGAACAGCCGGCUUCUUUCUGGUUUUUGUCGUCAUAGAAAAGUCUGCAGGCAGAUUAACCUCUUUUUCUUUUUUCUUUUUUACCUUUUGCACUCUACAGAAUCCUGAAACAAUUGGUCAGCUUUGUAGGAUUGUCAAAAACAUCUUUUAUCAAAUGUUUUAAGCCAUUAUUUGCACUCACAUCUUUGAGCCUGAGGGGAGGUUAUGCACACUGGUUUGUCAUUCUGUUUUCCUGCUGUGUCACACCCAUCCUCCUAAGACGCAGAAACAAAUUGGCUUCAAUGCCCUUGAGGGACUCCCGUGUUUAUUAACUUCAGAAGUUUAACACACACCCCAAAAGCCACAUCUCUGUCUCAAACACUGACAUUGAACUGGAAGAGAGACUAAUUUUUAAUUAAAAGUGUUGCAGUGCUUUGCAGCAAGGACAACAGCUGGUUGUCUUUAAUUUUAAAAAGCAGACAGAGUGGAAGCAUUUGAGCUCAUCCAGGCAAUGCUUAAGGAACAUGAAUUGAUUUGUGGCCUCCUUUUUUUUUUAAAAAGGGUUUUAAAGAGCUUUGCAGUUUGUUGAACAAAAAAGAAGUUCUUUUUUUCUCAAAACAGAACAGUCGAAUGGGAAAGGAGGAGAUCCCCACUGGCUGUUUGCUUUAAUUUUCAUAAAAUCAAGAGAGACUGCUUAAAAUCAGUCUGGAACCAGUGGUUUUCUAGAUCUCGGAUCCAAGCCCCAUUCAAUCCAAGCCGAUCAUGAUGACAUAUUUGAACUAUAGGACCAUGGUACGUCCACUUUUGCUAUAAACGAUCUGUCUAAAAUGAGGGGGAUUUAUAUUUUUAUGUGUUGGUGCUAAGCAGUAAAGGAAUUCUGAUAACCUGUAGACUGUUCCCAUGGCAUGGUCUGGAUCGCUGGGGGAGAUUUGUAAGAGGACAGCAAUUGUGCCGGCUUGACCAAGCACGAAAUGUUGGACCGUUGUGCCAAUUUGCUACCACGAUGAUUCUGUGAAUACAGCUUUGGAAGAAGCUGCUUCAAAUGUCAUUAAAGCUUGAAGGAGCUUUAUUUUAAAGAGUUUGUUGAGUGACUUGUUUUUAAUAUUCGUGUAUGCCUGUUUUCAAAGUAGACUCAGAAUUUCUAAGCCCAUU